AUGUCGACUCUGUUCUGGGACGUCGAUGACUCCGAGAACAUGCCGCCUCGUCGUGUCCUUGAGAUCUUAUGGGGUGAUGCCAUGAAUCAUCUGAAGGCGACUGGCGGUGAAGUCUUUGUUCCUGUCACCGUUGUGAAGGAGCUCCUCUCUAUGGAGCAUCUGAAGAAUAUGGCGAUUCGUCUGUCAUGGUUGCUGAACAAGGAGGUUACUAUCCUCAUGGAUGAAUCUCUUGACUGUUACCGCAUUGUUGAAAAGGGCAUCGAUCGCUGGACCACCCCUGAGCAGAUGAUUGCAGCUCAGAUCCCUGUGGGCCUUGAUGAGCAUCGCCUGAUCAGCAAGUCAAUUCACCAUGCUAGUGACUCUGUCAAGUUUCCUGCACGUCCUGCAAAAGUUCCUCGCCCUCCCAACUGCUUUAUCCUGUACCGCCAGGCCAACCACCAGCUGGUCAAGGAUGCCAACCCCGGUGUCUCUAACAACGAAAUUUCUCGUAUCUUGGGUGCCCGCUGGAACAACGAGUCCCCAGCUAUUCGAGAGCAGUACACCCAGUUGGCCGAUGAUCUGAAGCGUGAACAUGCUAUUAAGCAUCCCGACUACCAGUACGCUCCACGUCGCCCCUCCGAGCGCCGACGUCGCAUUACCCGCAACAACACUGGCGGUCUGAACAUCCUUCGCAAUGAUCCUCAUUACCAGCAGAUGCUCAAGCAAGCUGGAUCCGGAAGUGGCAACGAGCAGUUCCUAUCUAUUGAUGAUAACUUCCUGGAAAUGCUGGACAGCAACGAGAUUCUCUAUGGUCCAAACGGAGUUGCGCCACUUGAAGCCAUUUUCAGUCACAAUGAUCACCAAAAGAUUGCGCACGAUCUGUUCUCGGGUUCUCAGUUGGCCACCAUGGAUUACGUUCCAGAUUCGUCUGCCGACAACGUGAACAUCAAUUCCGAUAACCAGGAGAUGCUUGUCCCCAACAUGUUCUAA
Molecule: messenger RNA, 969 nt
Organism: Penicillium paradoxum
Lineage: Eukaryota; Fungi; Ascomycota; Eurotiomycetes; Eurotiales; Aspergillaceae
Product: HMG-box domain-containing protein
Exons: 3
Coding region: 1-969 (322 amino acids)
Biological process (GO): cell differentiation; negative regulation of transcription by RNA polymerase II; anatomical structure morphogenesis
Molecular function (GO): DNA-binding transcription factor activity, RNA polymerase II-specific; RNA polymerase II cis-regulatory region sequence-specific DNA binding
Source: RefSeq, a predicted model, not a curated record